UACCUGUCGGCGCCCGAGCGCGAGCACCUGGCCAGCAUGAUCCACCUGACGCCCACGCAGGUCAAGAUCUGGUUCCAGAACCAUCGCUACAAGAUGAAGCGACAGGCCAAGGACAAGGCGGCGCAGCAGCUGCAACAGGAGGGCGGCCUGGGACCCCCGCCGCCGCCGCCGCCGCCGCCGCCCUCGCCUCGCCGAGUCGCCGUACCGGUGCUAGUGAAGGACGGCAAGCCGUGCCAGAACGGCGGCGCGGGCACCCCGACGCCCGGCCAGGGAAGCCAGCAGCCGCAGGCCUCGACGCCCGCGCAGGAGCUGGAGGAGCUGUCGCCCAGUCCGCCCGCGCUGCACGGUCCCGGGGGCGGUUUAGCGGCCCUGGACGCUGCCACCGGGGACUAUGGUGGAGGAGUGCUCGGCGCCAACCUGCUCUAUGGCAGGACGUGGUGAUGGGCCCCCCGGGGUCCGCCUGCGAUUCGCAGGAUCUGCCAAGAAACUGCAAGAAUGGAUGGGGAAAAUGUACAGAAGCUGAGCUUUUAGUGCAUGAAGAUAAGAACGAAUGAGUCUUGGAGAGGGUCAGGCUUCUUUGAACCUCUUUGCUGGGGGUGGGAGAAGGCUAUGGCCCCGGACCGAAUAAUGUGACACCGCACUUUGAGGUGGUGAUUUCCCUUUUCAGAAAUUCCUAAGUUAUGCGAAGAACUGACGGGAUCCACAUUCACCACGUUCCUAACCAAAGCUCUCAGAGUUUUAAAAGUUGGAAACUUUGUUGGUGUUUGUAUCUCUAUAAAUCAACCAGCUUUCACGAUGAAUCCUUGAAGUGGAAUUUAUUUUGGGAGAUUAAUUUGCAAAGCCCCUCCCCUAAGUGCAAUUUCGUUAAUGCUUGAUUGAAAGUAAAUUGAUUUGUAGCCCAAAGUGGAUCAUAUACACAGCAACGUGAUUGCCGAGGAAUUAUUGCCAUUUGGGUAAAACAGAGCAAUGGAAUAAAAAGAAUCGAAAUCCUAAUUAUAUGGAUCGUUACUGUUUUUACAUUUAAAUACUGAUUUUAAAAUAUCUUGUUCAUUAUUAGGCAACCAAGUAAUUGUAUAUUAUCCUAGAAGAGCGCAAUCCCCACCCCCAAGAUGAAGCUCAUCAUAAAGAAGGCUUGUAAAACAUUUUUAUGUAGAAUCUGGUCUUUCCAAAUUAGCUGAUAAACAUACCAUUUCCUUCUAUAAACAUGGUAUUUAUUCUCGUUAAAGUAUUUUUGCCUGAAUUUGAACUCCUCUACAAAGAACUAAAAGUACUAAAACAAGCAAGUAAAAUUGCCAAUAUUAUUGUCAAUCUAUUUUAAAACAUGUUAAGGUGAUUUAUUGAAUUGUAAUCAAGAUAUACAGAAAAUUAAAAUAAUUAUACUUUUCCAUCAUAUUUAGAACUUAGGAGUUGCACCAAUUUUUAUUGUAUAAAUGUACUUACUCUUUAAUAUGCCAAUUUAUAUUUCCAAUAUUUCAAAUGGAUAUUUAAAUAUAACUUAAAAAAACCUUAAGUACUUUUUUCUAAGAGUUAAGAGGUCAUUUCUUUUUCUUAAAUGUUGUAGGGAUUUUUUUCUUUUUCCUUUUGGCAGAGUGUGGCAAUUAUUUCUCAUUAUUAAAAUAGUCAUUUUGGAGGGGGAAAAGCCGACUGAAUAGUGUGAACUAACAGAAUUAAUGGAAGGUAAAAGAAAUAAAAUGGGCAAAACGUACUUUCAAAUCAUCAAAACAGAUGGUCACGAGAGACCCCCCACCCCCAACCCUUUUCUGCAUUUGAGGUUUUAGAAGAACAAAUUUGGGACUGAAACAAUUGAUUUUCUUUCAUGGUUUGAACAUUUUUCUAGAAAGUUCCAAGUAACUGUAUAGGAAGGCACAUAGAACUCAUACUUGAACUCCAAAAUGUACUUUAUAAAGUAAAUCCUCUUUAAAAAAUAAAUUAAAUAAAUAAACUCUAGUUCCUCUCACUUCAAGGAAAGGGAGGGGCUGUGGAGCAAAGAGAUUGUCUUUUGUCAAACCACCAGUGUGCUUUUUUGGAGGAUGGAAUUUAAUUUUAAAGCAUUUUAAUAGACAAAUUAGUAAAACAACAAAAAUAAUGGUAUGAUAAACAUACCAAAAAAUCUCCUAACUUGAGUUUUUGCAUCAUUAGUAGACUGACUUCAGAAAUCAAUGUUAAUCUCGCUGGUAAAGUUAAUUACUGAUGUGAUGUGAUUCAAAGUGCUUUGUUUUCAUCAAUUUGACUCUGUUACCUCUAGAAAAUGUUUUAAAAAUCCACACAAUUUAUGAUUCUUUUUUUAUUUUUUCGGAUCAACACUUAUGAAAACAAUAGCUUUAUGGUCCACGAGCAUCCAGUGAUACCCUUAAGGAAAAUAAACUUAUAACAGUUUUUUUCCUAGAUAACUUAUUUCCAGGACAAAGAAUCCUUUAAAUUAAACGAACUCUACUGAAAAUAAUGUCACCGGGGGCAAACAAUCUUUUUUCCAUUCACCAUUUUCUUAAAGUAUAUUUACUGUAACCAUAUCUUUUUCCGUUCAGCAUUCUCUUUAGUAAAAAAAGAGAAAAAGAAAAAAAAAAAAAAAAAAAAAAAAAAAAAAAAAAAAAAAAAAAAAAAACAAGCUUGAGGUAAUUGCUGCAGAGGGCUUAACAUUCUACACCCGGAGACUUACUGAGCACAUCCUGACAUUAGGAAAAGGUUUGAUUCCUGAAACAUUAAAAGAAAUGUUUUUACUAUAGAAUUCCACUUUCUGAUUAAUGCAAAGCAAGAGCCUUUUUCUUCUUUUGCAGUUGGUGCUUCACAGAUCUUUUAUGAAAAUACAAACGGCUAGACUAGGUGAAACUCAUUAACUGAAGAGGAGGAUAAGUGUCUCCACAACCAAGAGGGAGGACUGGAGCAGGGGCUGGGAGGAACAAAGCCCUCUCUAAGUUGAGCUGAGGCCAUAGCAAAACCGGGUUUCAGAAAUGCUAACUCUGCAGAUGUGACAUUUUGCAAUACAUUUUGGGGUCUAUCAUCUUUUCUAGCAGAGGCCUGGAAAGCAAACUGCGGAAGGAAAGUUGCAGGAGUAACAGCAGGGAUGCUAGGUACUUCCGUGUGGUCUUCAUUAGGAUGUAAAUUGAAGUAUGAGAGCGUGUGCAGCUUUGAAGGACACAAGAAGGAUGUUUCGUAUAUGCAAGGGUGAGAGUGUAACUCAGUUGUCCUAUUUGAGGCUUUGCUUAGAACCACAAUCUAAAGGUCAGAACAAGUAGUUAAUCAACACAGAUGUGUUCUGCUAGUAGCUGUUUACUUUCAAUUUAAAGCAAAUCAGAGACUCAAUCCUGUUCACUAAAUGCACACACCUUCCACAGGCUUGCUUUGUUAACUACACCGAACGGUAAUGGUUCUAAAAAUGAAUUUAUGGGCCAUAAUUAUAUAAAGACAUAUAGAUUUGAUUUUUAGGUGUCAAUUUGUGCAAAUAAGAAAAUAAAGCAUUAAGUGGUAGCAAUAUAAAUUCCAGUUCAGAUACAAUGAAAGCACAGAUAAUACUACCCUGCCAUUUAUUACCACAGUAUUAUGGUGGACCCCUGUAUGUAAUUAUUUGAAUUUAGGUUUUUUGAAACAAUGUUAUUUGCUAUCCACAAGCACAAUCUCAAGUGAGACAGAGAACUCGGAUACAUUCAUAAGACAUGAGUCACCUUCUUACUGUUAGUGAGAAUUGGUGAGUAUCUAGGGGAAAUUUCAUAGAUGCCAGACUGGGGAACCACAUCCAUGUCACCUAGAGCUCUUCCCUCCAGUGAGUAUGGGGAUUUGAGAUCUCCAGGUUACUUUUUCUAAGUUUAAUGGUGAUCAAAGUUUCUGACAGAGGGUUUUUGGUUGUUUAGUUUUGCUUUAGAAUGUUUAUCUGAAAUGGAAUGAAAUGCUGUUUUUUUGUUUUGUUUUUUUUAAUCUCUGUAACCUCAGUAAUUGUUUAGGUAACUUCUAAUAAAAAAAAAUUAACCAGUAAUACUGUAUAAGCUUAAAGUGCACAAUUUUGCAGUAGUGAAUAGCUUUAGUGCCAUUUCAAACAUACAAAGUAAAGCAUGUUGUCUUUUUACCCCAAUUCCGUAGAUAGAAUAUAGAAAAAGAGCCACAAAGAACAUCUGUUGGAAUUAAUACUGAGGAAGCAUAUUUCAAGAAUUGGAUUCUUGUUACUUUGUUCAUUCUUUGACCUUUUUCCUGGUUAGAAAUAGACUGGGUCAGUCACCAGGAAUACAGUUGAUGGCACCUUCAUUUUCUGACCUGUUCACAGUGUGUAUGAAGUCUUGAGAAUAAAGACAGAGUUGUAAAGCCACUAUGUGGCUUCUGAUUGGGGACAAAUUGACUCUAGAGAAUGUCUAGAUUUUAGAUUUCUAGGCACAACUAAUUCUUAUAGUCAAAACUUCUAAUUUUAAACAGAAACCUG
This is a messenger RNA of Peromyscus maniculatus bairdii (prairie deer mouse), 4405 nucleotides long. The record is from RefSeq and is a predicted model, not a curated record. Lineage: Eukaryota; Metazoa; Chordata; Mammalia; Rodentia; Cricetidae.